Messenger RNA from Saccostrea cuccullata (small rock oyster), 670 nucleotides. Its product is annotated as 3-hydroxyacyl-CoA dehydrogenase type-2-like. Gene Ontology annotation, cellular component: mitochondrion. Bases 47 to 670 code for a protein of 207 amino acids. NCBI's taxonomy places the organism in Eukaryota, Metazoa, Mollusca, Bivalvia, Ostreida, Ostreidae. The record is from RefSeq and is a predicted model, not a curated record. Gene Ontology annotation, molecular function: estradiol 17-beta-dehydrogenase [NAD(P)+] activity. Gene Ontology annotation, biological process: fatty acid metabolic process; estrogen metabolic process; androgen metabolic process. The transcript has 4 exons.
CAUGUAACCUAUCCUUGGUACGACUUAACUGGUUUCGGAAAACAGCAUGUCAAAGUUCACAUCGUUAAAGGGACUGGUGAGUCUUGUGACGGGAGGGGCGUCAGGCCUGGGUCGUGCCACGGUGGAGAGGUUCACCAGACAGGGGGCCCGCGUGAUUCUCUGUGACCUUCCCUCCUCUGAUGGCCAACUAGUCGCGAAAUCCCUUGAAAACUGCACCUUCCUCCAGGCUGAUAUAACCUCAGAAGGAGAAGUGAAGGAAGUGUUAAGAUCCACAAUGACGGAUUACAAAAAGCUAGACGUCCUAGUGAACUGUGCAGGGAUUGGGGUCGCCAGGAAGACAUACAACAUCCACAAAAAUAAACCCCAUCCGCUGGAGGAGUUUGAGAGAGUGCUCAAGGUAAACACGCUGGGAACAUUUAACGUGAUCCGACAGGCCGUAGUUCUGAUGGCACAGAAUGAACCAAACGAGGACCAGGCAAGAGGCGUGAUCGUUAAUACGUCCAGCGUCGCCGCGUUCGACGGACAGAUGGGACAGGUGGCGUACUCAGCCAGUAAGGCGGCCAUUGCUGGGAUGACGCUACCUCUAGCUCGCGACCUCGGAGAGUACGGAAUUCGAGUCUGUACGAUUUGUCCUGGUAAGUUAUCUGUGUUAUUCACAGGAAGCCUCUAA